AAACCCCCAAAUUAUUAUUUCUUUCUUCCCUUCUCUCAAUGAAGCUUUCUCUAAUGAAGUUUUCCCUCUCUUCCUUAAGGAACCAAAACCCAGUACAUUUUCACAGAACCAUAAUUAUCCGUUUUUAUGAAACAACAACAUCGACUAAACAACAUAAAGAUCAUAAGCGUGACUGGGUCUUUGCAAGAAUAGCACCCUUAGGUAGCCCAGACUUGUCUAUGGUUCCAGUACUCGAACAAUGGGUUAAAGAAGGAAAACAAGUGGCCAAAACCGAACUUCAGUGGAUUAUCAAACGAUUAAACAGUUACAAAAGAUACAAACAUGCCCUUGAGGUAUCUCAUUGGAUGACAGACAGAAAAUAUUUCCCCCUCCAACCUGCUGAUGUAAGAACACGAAUUAAUCUGAUGUAUAAAGUUAAAGGCCUAGAAGAGGCUGAAAAAUACUUCAAUAGCAUUCCGCAGAUAUUGAGACGCCCGGAGGUGUAUACCGCUCUUCUCAAUUGCUAUACCAAUGAGAAAUCUGUAGAGAAAGCUGAGGCCAUAAUGCAACAACUAAGAGAUAUGGGGUUUGCUAAGGGUACAUUGUGCUACAAUUAUAUGAUGAACCUCUAUUAUAAAACCGGAACAUGGGAGAAAAUGGAUAAUCUGAUGAAUGAAAUGGAGCAGAAAGGCAUAAAUUUUGAUGAGUUCACACUCACGAUACGGUUAACUGCAUAUGCUGCUGUUGGAGAUUCUGAGGGAAUGGAUAGAAUAGUAGCAAUGAUGGAAUCUGAUAAGCAUCUCAUUUUGCACUGGGAUACUUACAGUAUUGCAGCAGAGAAGUAUUUGAAAGUUGGGCAGGUGGAAAAAGCUUUAGAGUUGCUGAGUAAACUGGACAGCAUGAUUUUGACUCGUCAGAAAAGUUAUGGUGCAUAUAAUUCAUUGUUAAAACUAUAUGCGGAAGCUGGAAAGAAAGAAGAGGUGCACCGAGUGUGGGAUUUGUAUAAGCAGAACAUGAGAAUUCUUAAUAAAGGUUACAUUAGUGUGAUGAGCUCAUUACUGAAAUUUGGUGAUACUGAAGGAAUUGAGAAGAUCUUUGAGGAAUGGGAAUCGGAAGCUUUGUCCUACGACUUCCGUGUCCCAGAUGUUUUGAUUCACUGUUAUUGUAGAAAUGGUCUUCUGGGGAAGGCUAAGGCCCUAAUGGACAAAGGAAUGUCAAAAGGAGGUGUUCCAUGGGUCACCACAUGGUGUCACUUAGCAAAUGGAUACAUAUAUGAAGAUCUAGUCCCAGAGGCUGUAGAAGCAUUGAAGAAGGCCAUCUCAAUAUGCCCCCCUGAUUAUAAACCUAGCAGGGAGACCUUAGUUACAUGUGUAAAAUACUGGGAAAAGCAGGGAAAUGUGGAUAAUGCAGAGGAAUUUGUAAGGUCUUUAGAAACGGAGCAUAUCUUCUCAGCAGUUUUUCGUGACAAGUUGUUGCGCUUUAUUAAGGAAGAAAAACUACAAACCUAAGUGACACAGCUUGUGUGGAAACAACAGAUUUGAGCGACUCUCGCAUGGUUAGGCCUGACCUACCAUAGCUGUAAGUAUGAACUGAAGCUAUUAGGCUGCCUGGAUACGGAGCACUUAAAGAGAAGUUUAUUGGACGAAGAUUCGUGUUCUUUGGGUUUCAUAACUGAAAAUAGCUGAUAUUUCUCAUUGAGACUCACCUAUUUUUUGUCUCAAGUGAUAUUAGGCUGCAUAUUCAUUGGCGAUAAGUAAUCUACUGCAAGGUCACUCCUCUAGAGAGACAAUAUGCUUUGUUCUUAACAUACAUUGUGUCAAUGAGCUUUAAUUAAAGGCCAAAAUUUAACAGAAUGUGGUUGGAGCACCAAAGUUCCUUUCCUGAGCUUGUUUAAAUUUGGUUAUGAAGACAGUGCAAGAAGGUACAUUACUUCGUUUUUCGCCAUAUGUUGCUAUUGUAGUUUAUGUAUCGUGACAAUCUUGUUCUUUAGAGAAGCUGAAUUAUUUGUCCAAGCCCACGGUGUGCCCCCUCCUAAAAUAAAGUAGGGUCCAUUACUUAAAACUUCUCUCUAGUUUAGCAUAUGUAAUGGACGUUUCCUCUUGUUUGUGAAAUAUGUAGGACCUCCUUUCUUCGAUGGUGAAAGUGAUAGUGUUUACUUUUUGCA
Lycium barbarum (goji berry) is the source of this 2143-nucleotide messenger RNA. Its product is annotated as pentatricopeptide repeat-containing protein At2g20710, mitochondrial-like. Bases 39 to 1487 code for a protein of 482 amino acids. The record is from RefSeq and is a predicted model, not a curated record. Gene Ontology annotation, molecular function: protein binding. NCBI's taxonomy places the organism in Eukaryota, Viridiplantae, Streptophyta, Magnoliopsida, Solanales, Solanaceae. The transcript has 2 exons. Gene Ontology annotation, cellular component: mitochondrion.